AUGGCCACAAAUCCUUCCAGUCUCGACUCCGAUGAUGCCAAAUACGCCUUGGGCACUCAUCGGGGGCCCUUGCCCUCGGAGGGUGUUGAUAACGAGCACCUUGAAAAGACAAGGAGCAUCUCGCUCGAACCGGGCAAGCGGACGCGGGCACAGAGACUGCGUCGCCAUUGGGGGAGAUUCUGGUGCUGUUAUGUCUUUGGAAGCAUUAUCUUUCUCACCAUCUUUCUGCCUAUCUUCUUCCUCGUCAUCCUCCCUGCCAUCGCGCAGCGAGUGGUAGACGGGUCCACGCUGGUGCUUGUCCACGCCGACGUGCUCCAACCACGCCCAGACUCGAUGAUGCUCCGGAUCGACUCAGCCCUCAACCUUCCCCUCAAGAUCCCCGUGCGCAUCGACCCCAUCACCAUGGACCUCUUCAACCGCGACCGACCCGAGAACAAUACCUGGGGCAAAGCCUACCUCCCGUCGGCCCGCAUCUACGGCAACACCACCCUCGCGACCAGCAGCACCCUCACCGCGUUGAAUGUGACCGAGUGGACCGAGUACGUCCGCAGCGUGGUGUAUGAGUCCCACGCCCCUCUCUCAGUCAGGGGGUCGACGACCGCGUACAUCGGCAAGUUGAAGUCCCACGUCACCAUGAACAAGGACAUCCACCAGACCAGUAUGUGGCCCCUACGGCAUGCGAUGGAAGAUUACAGACUAAUAACCCAUGACCGGGGUGAUAUAGCCCUCAACUCCUUCAAGGGCUUCUCCAUCUCGGACCCGCAACUCCUCCUCCGCGCCCACGACGAUGGAACAAACCUCCUCGCCAACGCAACCCUCCCCAACCCAUCCGCCAUGACUUUAGAGAUUGGAACAACAACCCUAAACCUCUACAGCAACACCCUCCUGGUAGGCAACGUCACCCUGGACAACCUCACCCUCACGCCAGGCAACCACUCCACCCCGGUGCGCGGGGUCUUCGACCUGGGCAAGGUGAUCACCAACCUGGGCCGGGUGCUCCGGGACCAGCGCGCGGCGAUCAAGCGCGGAUACCUGGAUCUGACGACUGUCGGCACGGACGUCACCUACGAUGGCGUGCAGGUGCCGUACUACACCGAGGUCAUGCGGAACCUGACCAUGACAGCGCAGGUGCCGCUCGGGAAGCUGGUGGAGAAUACCCUGCGCGGGGUGUUGGUGCGGAAUGGGACGAAUCUUCUGGCGGGGUUGAAUUUGACGACUGUCCCAGCUGCAGCAGUCACCAAAAUCCAGGCACAGAGAUGUGAUGUUACACGUACAGUCGCUACCAGACCGUCUCCUCCAGAAGUAGUCCGUCCACAAGACCCCCGAAAGUCCGUCAUGAGAGCACCCAGACCUAAACCCGGUGGUGACGAUGUCCACCGACUAUGA
Aspergillus brunneoviolaceus CBS 621.78 is the source of this 1386-nucleotide messenger RNA. RefSeq names its product DUF3712 domain-containing protein. The transcript is spliced from 4 exons. NCBI's taxonomy places the organism in Eukaryota, Fungi, Ascomycota, Eurotiomycetes, Eurotiales, Aspergillaceae. The coding region runs from base 1 to 1386 and encodes 461 amino acids. Gene Ontology annotation, cellular component: fungal-type vacuole membrane. The record is from RefSeq and is a predicted model, not a curated record.